ACAUCCCGCGUGAUCCCCCACGUGCAGUGCCCCCCGGGACAUCCCGCACCCCACGUGCAGUGCCCCCCAGAACAUCCCGCAUCCCGCGUGCAGUGCCCCCCAGAACAUCCCCCACGUGCAGUGCCCCCCGGGACAUCCCGCACCCCGCUGCCCCCCGGGACAUCCCGUGUGAUCCCCCACGUGCAGUGCCCCCCGGGACAUCCCGCAUCCCACGUGCAGUGCCCCCCAGAACAUCCCGCGUGA
Messenger RNA from Malaclemys terrapin pileata, 243 nucleotides. RefSeq names its product putative protein CRIPAK. The annotation marks the transcript as partial. The transcript is spliced from 2 exons. NCBI's taxonomy places the organism in Eukaryota, Metazoa, Chordata, Testudines, Emydidae. The record is from RefSeq and is a predicted model, not a curated record.